CGAGUCCUGCUUGUGACUGGCUUUGGAGGGCCCCUUCUUAGGUUGGGAUUGCCAGCUUGCUGAGAGGAGGUUGAAGGGCCGGAGGGGAGCCCCUGCCAGGUGACUGGCAGGACAGCCUUUGGUCUUUUCAGCAGGAAACUUUGUUUCCUGAUGCUGAUAAGCUGGAGUUCUCCCACCCCUCCGUUGGGAAACACUUUUCAAAGAACACCAGGUGCCUGUUUUGCCAUCUAAGUGGGCAUCUCCUCACUCUUCAGGGAAGAGGGCAGAGCUAGGACCAUAGCUUCAGGACUAGAUGGGAUGGAGGGAGGGUUAAAAGCAAGCACCUCAGAGAGACAGCUUACAUUUGAGAAAGCCAGGAUUUCUGAAUUUAACUGAGAUUUCUUUAAGUACUUUACCAACCCACAGACCAUUUGGCUUCUUCUUCAAAGGCAAGAAACUGGGAGGCAGAAUUCCCAGGGGAUCUCUAAUUGAAUCUGGCAGUGACAAACAUUUUCUCUCUGUAUCCUUAACCAUUCAGAUGGUUGUUGCUUCUGGCUGCUCCAGGGGCUCUCUGGGGUUCCUAGUUUUUGUGUAAGGUGCUUGGUUAGGAACUCAAGAUGCUAGGUGACUCCAAGGUCAGCCUUCCACGAGUCAUCAGGUGGAGCAAGAGGAACUUCUUUAUUACCAAGAAACUCAUAUCAACAGCCUGAGUAGUUUAGGCAGUGAGUGAGAUCACAGAGAAAGGGCCAAAUUUCACUUCCUCCUUGAGGGAGGUUGUACCAAUCUAAGGUUUAGCACUGGCUGGAAUGGUAGGUUGUGGGGAAAGAUUUGAAAUCAUGGAGACAAGUGAGUUGACUGAGUUGGGGGAGGUCAGCCAUUUUGCUGGAUGUUGGACCAACCCCCUAGGCCAAGCUGUGAUGGGCAGAUAGCGCUACUGUGCCGAGAGGGCAGCUGCAAUGACUAACUUGGGUCUUUCUUCCCUUUCUCUCCCAGGACACACUGUUACCACACCAGGGAGCCUGUUUGUUGUGUUGAGCAAGCUGGGGGGUGGAGACUAGAGUAGAUGGGCAGCUGGGCAGGGCUUAGCAGGUUUGGAGGGAACCUGGCUGCCCUAGGAUUGCUGGCUGGCUUUUGUUUUUACUGCUGAGCCUGGAGCUCAGUUCAGACUUGGUGGUUGGUUAUUCCUCAGGGCAGUGAGUGAGAGAGAAAGAGAGAGUGUUGUGAGCACUAUGUGGACAGCCAGUCACAGCACCCUUCUGCCCUCCCACAGCCACUCACAGAUGUCUUGUUGACAUUUCCCCAGGUACCCUGAGUGCUUGUAGCAGCUGAUCAUAUCCCUGCCAUUGCUCAGAGUUGAUAGUAGUUGAACUUCAUGACCAUGACCAGCUGGGUCACAAAAGAGGCUGAGGGGAGGGUGGCUCUGGGUGAGCUCAGGAAAGAGGUGUGGAGAGUCCCUGAACAGUGAGGCAGUCCACAUUUGGGGACAGGUGUCACCCUUGGCAGUACUAUUAUCACCAGCGUUAUCAGUCAUGAGUACCUGGCCCCACUCCCGCAGAUAAGAAGGGAGAAGAGGGAAGAAGGAAGAGGAGAGGAGAAUCCCCCCUAGAACUCCCUCUCCAGGGUUGGCCUGGAUGCCUUAUUACGCCCAACAGGGGAGAUGGAUCCACCUCAGUGUGUGGAGGAGCUGGAAGAUGAUGUGUUUCAGCCAGAGGAUGAGCUGGGGACCCAGCCUGGGAGCUUGCCCUCUGCUGACCUGUUUGCCCAGAGCCAGCUGGAUUGCCCCCUCAGCCGUCUGCAGCUCUUCCCUCUCACCCACUGCUGUGGCCCUGGGCUUCGACCCAUCAGCCAGGAAGACAAGGCCACCCAGACCCUCAGUCCAGCCUCCCCGAGCCAGGGUGUCAUGCUGCCUUGUGGGGUGACCGAGGAACCCCAGCGACUCUUUUAUGGCAAUGCUGGCUUCCGGCUCCCUCUCCCUGCCAGUUUCCCUGCAGGCUUGCCCCUUGGUGAGCAGCCCCCUGGAGGACAGUGGCAACAUCGAGCCGAGAUACAGAUUGCCAGAAAGCUUCAGUGUAUCGCAGACCAAUUUCAUCGGCUUCAUAUGCAGCAACACCAGCAGAACCGAAAUCGCGUCUGGUGGCAGGUCCUCCUCUUCCUGCACAACCUCGCCCUGAACGGAGAUGAGAACAGGAACGGGGCAGGUCCCAGGUGAGGCUGGGCUGCCCGCCGCGGACGGGGCACCACGCGAAGGACGUCGGCGAGGACUGACACUGUGUCUUGUGAAGUUGUUUUUAUCUUAAAAAUCUAUCUCUGUGUGUACAUAAGACAUACCCAAGUGGGACCUUUCUCCCUGUUCAGGGCCUUGACCAGGAAUGAGGUCCUUUGUCAAACACUGUUGAAGUAGAGGCUGACGUGUCUCUGAUGGCGGGUCCUCCCCGGGGCUCUGACAAGCAGGUUCUUCAGUUCGCAGUUGUCGAAGAUGCCCAGGUAGUGAUGUUCUCUGGUGUGUGGACUGGAGUUGACCCACAGGAACUCAGUUAAGCAACAGGAGACUGGAUUACACUCCUGGUUCCGCCAAACCUGCCAGCCUUCCACCGUGGAUUGGCCAAGACCCGGACAGUCACCCUGCUCCAACCCACCAGGGCCUUGGCCGGGGCUUUCCAACUGAGCAUGGCAACUUCACUAGGCCGGUCAGCCUGUAUCUGGGUUUGCAUUUGGCCCAGCCAGUGCCCGCCCCAUGGGCUCAGGGAUUCUCGCCCAGCCCCUGUCAUCUCCAGGAGACCUCAGGGAGGGUUGGGUUUCUCCAAGGACCCCUCAAACAUGCCGCAAAAAUGAACCAAACUUCUGUACAGGCCUCAGAUCUGACUUGGUCCCACUUGGAGGCCCCAGGAUGGGUCCUGAGGUACAGAACCACUGCCACCUCUGGCUUCCUGGAAUUGGCUGGGUGUCAGCCACGGAUGAGCCAUAGCCAAUCAGCGUGCUGUCUCCAGCAGCCUGUGCCUUUGUCAGUUCUCCUUUCCAAAGACCCAGCAGCGGACUGCAUUCCACCCCAUCACAGAACUCGAGGGCAGGAAGGGGCAGGAUUGCAGUGGGACUGGGAGAUGUGGCCGUCCCACCCGUAAGAGUCCUCCCUAGAGGGACCCAGGCCCCUUGGUUUCCUUAGAAACAACAUACCUCCUCCUCCUCAUCCCCAUUCCCUUUUCACACCUACUAAGACACAGGAAGAAGCCAGCACAGUGACUUCAUCAACUGAAUGUGUCUUUUAGAGCAACAGACAACAGAUUCGAGUGCAGAACCAUCAAAGCUGGGUCCACAUUUCCUGUCUUCCUUCAGCUUCCAGCUGGGCCAGAAGGGCUUGCUCUGGAACUCAGCAGGGUCACAGCUGCCUCUGAACUGCCCUCCUCCCUGCUGUGGCGCUAAUGGAGAGAAUUUAAAGCAGCCAGCCUGCCCGCUCUGACAGCAGACACGGAAUCUCAACAGAGCGAAUCUGGUGAACAGAACCUGUGAAUAGACACCUAGAAAUUAAAUGAUAAUUUUUGCAUAUGCAGGAAACGAUAACAUUGGUGCUAAACAGGAAAGCAAGGCCCAAAGAAAAGAUGGCUUUCCUGGGCAGAGAAGACCCCGGGGCUACCCAAGGAAACUGAAGACUCGGAUCUGAACAAGCCCAAGCUCCUCCAGGUCCGCAAGGAGGGGUCUUCGGUCCUGUUGAAGGAAGCCCUGUGGGCAGGCUGUUCACUGCACACGGGCACCCGCAGAGGGAGAUGAUAGAGGCUGAAGCCCAGCCUGUGCUCUCCCACUAAGUUGUAGGUCCCAGUGUAGGGCUCUCUGCCCAGAAGAACUGGUGCCUUUUCUAAUUUGCAUGAAGGUGCCAUACGGGCUCCUAGUGGCCCUGAGGAGAAGGACCUCAAACUGUGCAAAAGCCUUUGUUUUGUUCUACUUAGAUGUUCUGGAGGUAGGUAUUACCUCUUCUUGGCCAGAAUUAUCUUCUCAGGGUGUGUACCAUGGUUUGUCUGCUAAGAAGAUGGGUUCUUACUCACCAGAAGGAACCCAGAGAACAGGCAGGUGGGCUGGCUCUGGAAGACGCUGACCACCGUGAAAUGCAGCCUUCCCUGCGUGUCUCCACGCCGUUUGUGAUGUGCAGAGGACAUGUGAUGUUUUCCCCUCUCCCGGACCAAGGCUGUGACAGGCAGGCUGCUGGUAUAUGCUUAAGUGGAACACACAAGACAACCAGGACUAUUCCUACCAACCAUUUUUGAACCCCUCUUGGCAGACUUCCCACCUUGGCUGAGUGAGAGAGCAAAUAAAUGGUCCAGACUUCGGUGCUGAGGCAAAGCCAUCCACUUGAGGGACCCUGCCAGGCCCAGGAGGGCCUGUCCUAAGAUCUGAGCCCAGAGUUUGACAAGCCUAUCUGAACAUGGAGCCUGGGGCCAGGUGGAAGAUGGUCUGACUGCACCGUCUCCACCUUCUGUGAAGCCAAGAACUCACUAUCUUAAGCAAGCCAGGGCAAAAUGUAAAACCUCCCUCCUCUCCCCUCCCCCAGGAAACCCAGGAGGUAUCUCUGGAAGAGCCCAGGAGAGAGGUUCCUCCUGCUGGCUGGCUUUAAUUGGCCGAGUGAUCUAGACCCAGCCCCUUCCCCCUCUGCCUGUUGAAUUGGUCUGAACAUUCCUCAAAUCCAGCCUCAGGAGACACAUCCCUCCCCCUGGGCCCCCUCUUUCCACCCCUCACCCCCAGAGGCUUGGCUGUCUCCAGUAAGGGGGUGGAGAGUCAGAUUGAGAGGGAGGGAGAGUCUGACCUGGGUCCUGACCUGUAACCAACUGAAGACUUGUGGAGCUUUUGUGGUUUGCUGCCGGUUGGGGGUGGGAGAGGGACUGGAAACCUCCCUCCUCACUGUAGAAAUGCCCUGCUAUUCAGGGUCAGAACAGCUCUUCCAAUUCAGAACCCCAGGGCAGGGGUUUCUGGAAGCCUGUGUACAGAACUGAGGAGUGGAGUGGACCCCCCAGGCCAGACAUCUGACUUCCUCGGCUGGCUGGGGGACUGGGCCUGGCCUCCCUGCCUUUGCCUGCCUCGAAGUCUGGGCUGCUGGAGAGCUGUCCCCUUGGCCUUUUGCUGCUCAGUCUGAGGCGGAAAAAGAUCACCUCCCAGUGACCUCCCCAACCCCCCGAGGGGAGUAGGUCUGUUUCCAGAGCUCAUGCAGCAGGCAUGUUCAAAGUGCUCAGAGGGGCCCAGCUGACUUGUCUCACUGUCCCCGGAGGCCAAGCCCUGUCCACGGCUGGCUCCUGGCUGGUCAUGGCAGGGCGGGGGUUGAUUGGGACGGUCCAUCUAGGGCCUCCAUCUGUCUGAAAUCUGGGACGGAGGCUGGGGAGGGAGCCACUUGACUGUCCUAGUCAGCAAAGAGUACAUGAAAGCUUGUCCUUUGGGGGGGACUUGUCUUAGGGGUGGGGAGAAGAGAGCAGCAGAAGCAGGAAUACUUAAAUUGCCACUGCUCUCAGGGCUUCUGUGACUUGGUGCUGCAGCCCAGGCUGGAGUAUGCUUAGGGCCCCUCUGUAUGUAGGCGGAGACCCUUGGUGGCAGGCCACCCUGGCCAGACUGUCCAAGGAGGGGUGAACCUAUCAGCCUGUGAAGCCUCCUGGAGACACUGGGCAGUGGACAGGCACCUCAGGUCUGGUGAGGACUUGGAGCCUGGAGGGAGAGGCAGAGAAAGCCCAGCCCUUCCAGAGACGCACCAGCCUGGCAGCUGAAGGUGCUCAGAGCCUGAGCAGGCUCCCGGGUCCACACACCCUUCCUCUGCACAAGUGGCCAGCGCCUCCCCUGCUCUGUGUGCAUUGCCCAGCGGGCCACCCUCUCCCUGGGUCCACAGGGCUGCCAGGGGAGACCCAGUGAGAAUGUAGCAUUUUGUUCAUCCCAGAUUAGUUGCCCUGGGUUCUAGGCACUCUGCCUCUGGGAGAGAGACAGGGAAAGAGGGAGGGGAAGGGGGAUCUAUUGUUUUUUAACCUGUACAGAGUAUUUGACUUUCUGUUCUUCAGAUGUGUGUGCAUCUGUGUGCGUGUGUGCGUGUAUGUGUGUGUGUG
Messenger RNA from Molossus molossus (Pallas's mastiff bat), 6044 nucleotides. RefSeq names its product Bcl2 modifying factor (gene BMF). Gene Ontology annotation, cellular component: myosin complex. The coding region runs from base 1637 to 2188 and encodes 183 amino acids. The record is from RefSeq and is a predicted model, not a curated record. Lineage: Eukaryota; Metazoa; Chordata; Mammalia; Chiroptera; Molossidae. Gene Ontology annotation, biological process: negative regulation of autophagy; apoptotic process; positive regulation of apoptotic process. The transcript has 3 exons.